UUCAAAAUUAGAACAAAAUGUUAUUUGAAAACUUUUUAUGACCGACAACGAACGAACUCAUCUUUAAGGGUAAUACUGAGAAUGAAUUUUAUGUCACAUUCAUAUUAACAUAGCAUCACUUGCAUGAAUAUCUUACUUUGGGGAAACCAUUCAGAAUAAUUGAGCGUAUCCAUCUCAAAAUAUCCAUCAGAAAAGCGUGAAUACUGACUGUAGUCAGUUUGCGCAGCUGUGAUUGCUGAAUUUUAAAAGUAAUCGGAACAAAAAGCCCACCAUAAAAUGUCCGGUCUUGUACACAUAGGCAGCCAACAUCACUAUAUCAUUUCGAUUGAUGGUGAAGUUUUUUUUAGUUUCAAAGUAUGUCUCAUCUCAAAUGGAGACUAGCAUUGAAUUUUAAAUAUAGUAGCAUUCAUUCUGGUCUAGAGCAGCGCGAUCCAUUGCUUCUUGCUAAAUUUGAAACAAAACUUUCUAGCUGGUAAUUUUUUAUGCUUAUUGGCAAAUGGAAAGAGAUAAUCAGAUGGAUUAAUCAAAGUCUGGGUUUUUAAUCUUUCUAUAUUAAAGUUGGACGUGUUAUUUGGCAAACAAUGUUCCUUCCUACUGAAUCCGAUUGGAAUAUUCUGAUUUUUCAUUAAAGCAUAAAAAAUAUUUCAAAUAUCCAAUUUAAUUCAAGUCCAUCAUCUGAACGUUGGAAAAUACUCAAUUGUGUUAACUGUUUCAAGUUCUUCUUUUGGAGACAGAAUUCGUAUGUUAUUUGUAUUUUGACCGAUUUAAUUUGCACUUUAAAUGCAUUAUUUCGCUUUUAUCACUGUAGUGCGAGUAAUGCUCUAGAGCCGCAAGGUACAUGAUUAGAUGGUGAUGAUAACGGGGCAGAUUAGAUUCGAUCUUCUAACCUGUUAAUGGAAUCCCGCUAUGACCUCAGAGUGUCUUUGAUAGACCCAUAAAGCUCCUUUUGAAGUUGACAAAUUCAGACAAUCUGACACGCUGAAGGUAGGCAGGAAGACGAGCAGUUCGCUUACUUUCUGUGUUAUUAUACCAGACAACCACCGAAAGGCUAAUUUAAUUAAAAACUACCUUCAUCAGGAUAUUGACUUUCACGAUGGCCGGUUUGACUUGGUUAAUUCUAACAGGACUAAUGGUCGGAAUACUGUCGUCCACAUCUAAUCCCAACUAUAAUCGAGAAAUCAAAAUUGGCGUUAUUCUUGAGAGACCAGACCUAGACAGUGCAGUCAUGCGAGAUAUCCAGGAGCAGAUCAAUGACAUAUACAAGCCAGACAUCAGGAUCCAGCUACUAAUACGAAGACUGGGAGAAGUCAAUCCUUAUAUGGCAGUGCAGCAUGCUUGUCAGAUGAUGUAUAAUGAAGUGGGGAUAUUCAUAUCAAUGACCUCAUGCAGCACGUACUACACUCUGGCGGGACUGGCGAGUGAGAAGCAAGUGGUCCACAUAGGGGUGAAUCUGAGAAACUGUCAGCAGCAGCAGGGAGACCCAAACUCAUACUCGUACAGCUUCCCUUUUCAGGUGGACAUGAGGAGCACAGUAGACGUUCUUCUAGGAGACAUAGUUCGACUAGAACAGUGGCCGAGUGUGGUGCUACUCUACGAUGAAACUGUAUUCCGAGAACGCGCACUCAGAAUCAAAGCGGACAUCCAACGGAAAGCAUACGACAUCAAAUUCCACGAAAUCAAACUGUUCUUGGAAAACGACCACCGAAGGAUACUGGAGACGAGGUUGAGAGAUAUUAUUAAGGACGGAGAGUUCUUUAAUUUUAUCAUUUUGGCGAGUCAGGAGAACACGUUUAAGAUUGUGUUGACAGCUAAGGAAUUGGGAGUUAAGGGAAAAGAGUAUAACUGGAUUAUUGCCAAUCAUGAAAUAGAUGAAGACGAGUUGAACAAAAUUGACAACUCCACCCGAGCAGUGGCAAUCCUGAGAAAAAGACUGUACAAGACCAACAAAGCAUCAACUCCGAUGACCCGGAGAAAUACCUUUGGAGCUGACCCGGAGCAGGGGGUUUAUGACUACUUUUACGACGCCUUAUUGGUGGCUGCUAAGACCGCAAACAAAACACGCUUCAGCAUCAAGUGGGCUGAUCUGAAACGUGUCGGCUGCACUAGUGGGACAUUUGAACCCUUCAUGUCAGGAAGUCAGCUGCAAUUAGUGAUGAAGGGCACUGAGUUGGUGGGCAAGACGGGUCAGAUUAGAUGUGAGAACAACAGCCUCAUAGACUACAUCAGUGUGAAGCUGAAACACACAGUGUCCACGGCCAAGUCAGGCACCCACUGGGUCGACAUCGGACACUGGGACCAGGAGAGCAAACUCAAUCUCACCACUGAGAAGGCGUUCGAGAUUGGCUACUCGUCUCUUCAAGACAUGACUUUGAAAAUCGUGACAAUUGAAGAACACCCGUUCAUAAUCAAAACAGUGAAGAACGGACAAGUGUCUUACGAGGGAUGCUGUAUCGACAUCCUCAAGGCCAUCCAGAAAGAACUGCACGAUGACAGGUUCAACUAUGAAAUAUACGAAGUGGAAGAUAAUCAGUACGGAGUGGAAGCGGGAGGCAAAUGGAGUGGUCUGAUUGGAGACAUCCUUUACAAGAAAGCACACAUGGCCGUGGCAGGAAUGAUUAGAAACUACGACCGAGAAUUAGUAGUGGACUUCACCGCCUCCUAUAUGGACUACGGGGUCUCCAUCCUCAUUCCCAAACCACAGAAAACGACCAGCAUUUUUGGAUUCCUUGAACCCCUGACAGUCCAAGUUUGGAUCUGCAUUUCAAUCGCUACAUUUGGAAUCGGUUUGAUGCUAUUCGUACUUUCUCGACUUAGUCCGUUUAGUCGCUAUAACCAACUAGGUACUGACGAGUUCAACUUGAAGAACUCUAUCUGGUUUGCUCUCGCGUCUCUAAUGCAGCAAGGCGGAGAUGCCACGCCCCUUUGCGUUUCGGGGCGGAUACUCGGGACAUUUUGGUGGUUCUUCACACUGAUAAUAAUCGCUACUUACACUGCAAACUUAGCAGCGUUUCUGACCGUUACCAGAAUGGAGACUCCAAUUGAGUCGCUGGAUGGUCUGGCUAGUCAGACUAGGAUACCGUACGGUACUGUGUCGCCGAGUAGUCUGGAACAGUUCUUCAAGGAGCAGUCCAAAAUAGACCCUCUGUACGAGAGGAUUUAUAAUUACAUGGACACUGCUGAGCCAUCGCCUAUGGUGAAUGACGAAGAUGAAGGAAUCCGAAGAGUUCUGGAAGGAAACUUCGCCUUUCUUUGGGACGACCCUGUUUUGCAGUACCAUCGAAAACUUCACUGCAAUACACUGACAACAGUGGGAAAGCCGUUCAACCGGAAGAACUACGCUUUUGCAGUUCCAAAGGGAGCACCCUACCUGGAGACAAUCACCAUGAGUAUCUUGAGGCUACAGGAGUCGGGUGAACUGGACAAGAUCAAGGCCAAGUGGUUCGAGGGGGAGUCCGCAUGUGCAGACGAUGACUCUAUCGGCGGGGGAAAAGAGGCGGAGGGUAUUGCAUUGAAAAACGUAGCUGGUGUGUUCUAUAUUCUGGCCAUGGGAGCAGCGCUAGCUUUCUUCACUGCUAUCGUGGAGCUACUCUGGCACAGAUACGUUAGAGGAAACACAGACAACAUUGACAUACCGAUAAAAGGACAACCACAGACACAGUUACACGUGAACAAAAUACAAUUCAUAGAACCUAAUCAACAUUGAUGAAUUAUUAGACACAAAUUAGAUCAAUAUUUGAGUUGAACUCGUAUUUAUAUU
Symsagittifera roscoffensis is the source of this 3757-nucleotide messenger RNA. RefSeq names its product glutamate receptor ionotropic, delta-1-like. Lineage: Eukaryota; Metazoa; Xenacoelomorpha; Acoela; Convolutidae. The transcript has 11 exons. The record is from RefSeq and is a predicted model, not a curated record. Gene Ontology annotation, molecular function: transmitter-gated monoatomic ion channel activity involved in regulation of postsynaptic membrane potential; glutamate receptor activity. Gene Ontology annotation, biological process: synaptic transmission, glutamatergic; monoatomic ion transport; modulation of chemical synaptic transmission. Gene Ontology annotation, cellular component: plasma membrane; postsynaptic density membrane. Bases 1094 to 3703 code for a protein of 869 amino acids.